Messenger RNA from Haliotis rufescens (red abalone), 3763 nucleotides. Its product is annotated as leukocyte elastase inhibitor-like. NCBI's taxonomy places the organism in Eukaryota, Metazoa, Mollusca, Gastropoda, Lepetellida, Haliotidae. The transcript has 3 exons. Gene Ontology annotation, biological process: negative regulation of endopeptidase activity. Bases 420 to 1694 code for a protein of 424 amino acids. Gene Ontology annotation, molecular function: serine-type endopeptidase inhibitor activity. The record is from RefSeq and is a predicted model, not a curated record.
UUCUGUUAACGCGAGUGCGCUACAGAGAGAAUCAAGUCAUUCAGUUUCAGGUCUUGUGACAUAGAUCUUCAUUGUUAUCGAAAGGAUAACUUGUCUUGAUGUGUACAUAGUAACAAUACAACGUCACGUGUUGGUUGCUCACGUGCUGGUAGCCACGCCCAUCGCUCAAUUCACACGGCACAGAUCUUGGAUGUACUGAACGUUUAAGGAUCUGACAGUCAGUCGAAGACAAAACAAGGAAGUAGGCUACGAUUACGAAACAGUUCCAAAACAUUCCGAAGCAUCAUCUUUACUGAGAAGAUCUUCCAAAAUAUGGACGUCAGCUUUGCUUGUUAGGCCUUGCUCUUUUGGUGUCAAAUUCUGCAUCAAAUGAUUCCAAGGAGCUUGAACUUCAUCCAUCUGUAUCAGAACCAAAGAAUAUGUUGGUCAGACAAUUCUUGUCUUUUCAAGGUACCAGAGCAUUACUUCUCUUGUGUCAUUUCUUCUACAGAGCCAUGGCUGGAAGUGGAACUGGACUGAAGUCCCCGGACCUGGUGAAGCAGGUCGCUACUGCCAAUUCCCAGUUUGGUCUGGACCUGUACAAGAAGGUUGCCUCCGACCUGAAGGACUCCAAUGUGUUUCUGUCUCCCUUCAGCAUCUCGGCAGCUCUGGCCAUGACCCAGCUCGGGGCUCGAGGCGACACUGCAGCUCAGAUGAACCAGGUCCUGAAGUGGACCGACCUCCAGGACUCCGUACAUCCAGGGUUUGAAGACUAUCUGGGUCUUCUGAAGACACAGGGAGACUAUGUACUUACAACAGCCAACCGCUUGUUUGUCAAUGAUAAGAGCAAGAUUCUUGAUGAAUUUCUGCAGAAGACAGAUAAGCAUUAUGGUGCUCAGGCUGUCCUGUCUGACUUUGUGGGCAAUGGUGCUGGAGAGGCUCAGAAGAUUAACCAAUGGGUGGAAUCGGAGACCAAUGGCAAGAUCAAGGAUCUGAUUACCGGAGGAAUCGAUCCAUUGACAGCAAUGAUACUUAUUAAUGCCAUAUACUUCAAGGGCAACUGGGCACAGAAAUUUGAUCCCACAAAGACCAAGAAGGACACAUUUAAGGUGAAACCUGGAGAAACAAUCCAGGUUGAUAUGAUGCGGAUGAGCAAAAAGUUCAACUUCGGCUAUAACGAAGAGCUGAACUGCUCUGUAUUGGAACUGCCCUAUGUAAAGGAGGAACUUAGCAUGUUCUUCUUGUUGCCUUUCAAAGAUGAUGGUUUGGCAGAACUGGAAGACAAGUUGAAUCAUGAAUCUUUGACACAAGCCUUGAAAAAUGUUCAUAAAGUGACUGUGGACAUAUCCAUGCCAAGAUUUGUGUUGGAAUCAAGCUUUGAGCUGAACAACGUCCUGAAGUCUCUAGGAAUGUCUGAUGCUUUUGACGAGCAAAAGGCUGAUCUGUCUGGAAUCGAUGGAACCCGUCUCCUGUACAUCUCUCAGGUGGUCCACAAGGCCUUCCUGGAAGUCAACGAGGAGGGAAGUGAGGCUGCCGCAGCCACGGCUGUUAGGAUUAUGACAAGAUCCCUCCCUAUAAUCGAGCCAUUCAAGGCUGAUCAUCCCUUCCUGUUCCUCAUCCGCGACACUAGAGCUGAUGUUGUGCUGUUCAUGGGAAGACUUGUUCGUCCUCCCACAACAGGAUCAGCUGGAGGUUCAAAGAAAACUGAACUUUAGAGCUGUUGUUAUGUUUCUGUAUUUUUGGGUCUACUGUACUAUGUGUUGUGCCUUCUCUAUCAUUUAAUUGCAAUAUACUGUAAACAGUUUGUGAAAGUAUGAAUGAAACUCCUGAUGGUUUCCAGUAGGCUAGUGUUCGUGUUUAUUCUUUCUCAAAAUGAAGACAAGUAGCUUCAGGUUUUAUAGUUUUUACUUCAACACUUGAUUUAUUGAUUGUCAACCUGUAAUUUCACAAAUGUGGAACAAUAAUAAGAAUUCGAGAACAGUUUCCUUUGUUCAGUUUUUGUUUAGAAAAAACACUUUUUCACUUCAUUUUUACUUGGGUAUGAUUGGUAAAAGUGGCCCAACAACCAAAAGGGAUUUUCAAAAUUUAUAAAUGUCCUGAAUACCUUUAGACAUUAGAUUUCCUUGAAUUUCUUCAUGGUGACUGACAUUUCAGUCAGUGCCAUUUUUUCGUUGGCUUCAUGCAUCUUCCCGUGUGCGACCAUAGAAUUUGCCAGGUCGUCGUUGGAGGCUCAACGGAGGUAGAAUGGUUGCCUAGGUCGUUCCAAGGUGGUACACAGGAGGUUCAGACAUCGUGAUGGACGCCAUAGUCGCCAUGAAGUUUUGAACAUGUUCAAAACAGUCGCACAAAGGUCGCCAAGGAGGUUGGUUGCUCAAAGGUGGCUCAAAGGAGGCAGAAGGGAAGCCCAAGCAUUGCCGUUGUUGCAGAAUGAAGGCACGGUGGUCGCCCAAUGAUCGCCAGGUAAUAGAUGCGUUCUGCUGAAAUAUUGUCUCGUAAAUCUGGGCGAUGCUUCUGCCUCCCUUGUGCCUCCUUUUGGCGUGCAUUGAACGAUGAGUAUGGCGAUCGCAGUGCCUCCAUUCGGCGACCACGGCAACCCUUGAGACACCAUGGUAAUGCUUCUGUCUCUUUUCUGCCUCCUUUGAGCUACCUGUAGUGCCUCUUCAGUCUGCCUAUAACUAGAGGGUUUGUACCUACAGUGUUUCAUUGUGGUUGCAGACGCUGAACAACUCGAGCAGUUACUGCUGAACAACUGCUGGAGCAGUUACAUAGAAACAUGAUUUUCUGGGUUUAGGCGACCAUUGAGUGUCCUGGCCAGUUUUUGAUCGCUCAAAGGUGGCACAAAGGUUGCAGCACUGUGUAAUGGGGGCUUUAGGGUAUUCAAAUAUAUUCUGAAAAAUAGAAUCCUAAUACAAUUUUUGGAACAGAUCCUUAGGGACGAUUUAUGCAUCAGCAUAACAUUAUAUGGUUUCACAUGAAAUUCCGACAUCUCAACUCCAAUUGUUUUUGUAUGAUAUCUCUUUCAUCUGUUUGGUUGACAUUUAAUUUGUCAUUUGACAUAUAUUUUGUUUGUAAACAGCGAUCUGCUGGCGUAAACUUCGGAAAAUACAAGGCAGAAGGUGGAACAAAAACACAAACUGCCAUGACUACUGUCAUCAAUAACAAAUACAAAAUUGACUAUUCUAGCAUGGGAACCAUUUUUUAUUACUUUUAUUAAAUUGCCUUGCUCGAAAGUGCUUUAAAAAAACCCGUAGAAUAUACUUUUUUUUUCGUUUCUGUGUUGGAUCUGUCCUUAAAAAUAUCACAGGUCGGGCGGGAGAGGUGUUUGUUAAAAAUGUAAAUGUUCUAUUUAAUCAAAAUUAGUCUUGUUCACUAUCUUUUCUCAUACAAAAACUAUUUAAAAGAAAUGAUAAAUAAAAACUUCAAUUGGUGUUGACAGAUCUGGAUUGGUCAGUCUGGUUUGGACGUUGACAGAUGCCACUUUUAUCAUGUUUAUCAUAGCCAUCAGGACACCUUAGCCUAUGUCGUAUAUCUGAUCAGUGCAUUUAUAGUUAUGUAAGGUUUGUAUUUGUACAUUUGUUGCUGUUGGUGGUGGAUAAUGAGUACAUAUUUGUUUUGCUGUCAGACCAGACCAAUAUGUUUGCCUGUUUUACAGAUAUGACAAUAGGGCUGGGACGGGUAACUCGGGUACCCGGGUCGGGUGGGUACUGAGUAGGACCCGAGUACCACAGCACUACCCGGACCCGUGGUUAGUCAUGUGAUAUAUUGUGUAAUGACAAAAAUUAUC